This is a messenger RNA of Punica granatum (pomegranate), 1581 nucleotides long. The record is from RefSeq and is a predicted model, not a curated record. Lineage: Eukaryota; Viridiplantae; Streptophyta; Magnoliopsida; Myrtales; Lythraceae.
CCACUGGAAUUGUCCAAUGCCCGGCCCAUUUCAGCCAUUAAAUACGGCUGAAAAAGCAGAAGAGAGCAGGCUGGCAGAGACGGACUCCUCGAGACUCUCGACUCCCGAUAUCUCUCUCUCUCUCUCUCUCUCCUCCCUCCGUCUUCGCCUUUCAUUCUCAUUUUCUUGAGAAGAGAAACGCUAGCAAGCAAAGAGACUAUGAGGACCGCCGUGCUCAGAUCAAUCCGGUCAAGGCUUACCAGCUCGACCUCCUCCAGUUCCCCCCACCUCCUCCGCCGCUGCUAUGGGACUGAGUCCGUCCCCGAGCGCAAGGUCGCCGUUCUCGGAGCCGCUGGCGGCAUCGGGCAGCCCCUCGCCCUCCUCAUGAAGCUCAACCCCCUCGUCUCCAAGCUCGCCCUCUACGAUAUUGCCGGCACUCCCGGUGUCGCUGCUGACGUCAGCCACAUCAACACUAGAUCUGAGGUUGCCGGUUACAUGGGUGAGGAGCAGCUUCGACAGGCCUUGGAGGGAUCAGAUGUAGUUGUCAUUCCAGCUGGCGUUCCUAGAAAACCUGGAAUGACCCGUGAUGACCUCUUCAACAUUAAUGCAGGCAUAGUCAAGUCGCUGUGCGCUGCAAUCUCCAAGUACUGCCCGAAUGCACUUGUGAAUAUGAUCAGCAAUCCUGUGAACUCAACUGUCCCUAUUGCUGCUGAGGUUUUCAAGAAAGCUGGAACAUAUGAUGAGAAGAAACUAUUCGGUGUGACCACCCUUGAUGUUGUUCGAGCAAAGACUUUCUAUGCUGGAAAAGCCAAGGUUCCAGUUGCAGAUGUGAAUGUUCCAGUUGUUGGUGGUCAUGCGGGCAUUACAAUCCUCCCACUCUUUUCCCAAGCGACACCAAAAGCCAAUUUAUCUGACGAAGAAAUUGUAGCUCUUACUAAGCGGACACAGGAUGGAGGAACGGAAGUCGUGGAAGCUAAGGCUGGAAAAGGCUCUGCAACCUUGUCAAUGGCCUAUGCGGGAGCUAUCUUUGCUGAUGCCUGCUUGAAGGGACUCAACGGUGUCCCUGAUGUUGUGGAGUGCUCAUUUGUGCAGUCGAACAUUACUGAAUUGCCGUUCUUUGCUUCUAAGGUGAAGCUUGGAAAGAAUGGCGUUGAGGAAGUGAUGGGGUUGGGUCCUCUCUCUGACUACGAGAAGCAAGGGCUAGAGACUCUGAUCCCAGAACUCAAAGUUUCUAUCGAGAAAGGCAUCAAGUUUGCCAACCAGAAUUGAGUGGCACCUCAAUCGAUCAAUGGGCCCAUUAUUUUUUCGGAUUUCAAGACAGAGAUUUUGCUAUAUUUCCGGAUAUUGUAUUUGCUGCGGUGAUCGCACGAGCUUGUGCUGGAAUCACAGAGGGUAGGCCUUGGUGUAAGAUAGGCGUAUUCACUUUUUCUCCUUAAUAAUUCCGAACUUAGCUGCGGACAGUGGAAGAAGUCCUAGAGUGAACUUGUAUUUGAUGAGAGGGGAACCAUGUCUCUCUGAAGUCGUCCUUUCGGUAACUUAUAAAAUAGUUGAGAAAUAAAGUAGUAGCUAAAACAUGCAAUGUUUGCAAUGUCGUUGGCAUGA